CAACCUGCGCCUGCAAUAAGACUUCUACCUUUUCACUGCUGACUCACCACCCCCCCUUCUCCACCCUUCACUGGUACAUCCCAGCCCUCCUCCUCCCUCCUCCCAUUGCCCUCCAUCCUUCCUCUCCUUCUCCUUGACGUGAUACUGAAUCCAGCAGCAUCCCUCCUUCAUUCUUCCCUCUGCUCUGGAGCAAAGGCAGCCGAGAGAACCACAGGACCCCGCAGAGGGAGAGAGAGAAAGAGAGACCACAGACAGCAGGAGCAUCUCUAACAGAGAGAGCAGCAGCAGUGUGGUCAGGAAGAUCUCAACACAGCCAUGGAUUCCAGAGCGAAGCCUAGCAACACCAAGACAGACUCCAAACCCGCCGCCAAGGGGCCAGAGAAAACAGCGACGCCAAGCGCAGCGAAGAAGGAGGAAGCCAGGCCAGCGGAACCAGCCCCCCUCCCCAGGAAACAGCCCUCCCAGCCCCCCGCAGAGCCCAAGCCUGCCCCUGCCCCCACCGCCGCGGCUCCGGAGAGCUCAGACAAGCCGGAGGAACCCGACCACGCCGGAGGGGAGGGGGAGCCAGCAGGGGGCAGCGAUACCUUCGAGACCCUCAAACCCGUCCUCCUGGUGGGGGCCGUCAUGGCUGCUGUCGCCGCCGUCAUUGUGGGAGCCGUGCUGCUGGCACGCAAGAAGUGAAGAGGGACAGACGGCUACUCUCUCUGUAAAUAUAUAGAAUACCGUGACGAGAGUAUUAAUGAUAAUAAUAGAGUAAUAUAGAGCAAUGCAUUCGAUAAAUUAAACACACACACACACGCAUGCAUGGACGCAGAUUGGUGUUGUUGGUCAAAGUCAUUUCUGAAAUAAUGUUGUGCAGCAGACAGGUCCUGCGCUCACUGAUUCGAUCCUCUAGAUAUGUAAAUCGGCUUCUGAAAAUCCAUCGAGGAACCCCCUGGCCUCUAUUUCGAGUCGGACUCAACUGUGUAUACCGUCACGACACAUGCCACACAGACAGACAGAUAGAGAGACAGGCAGAGAGACAGACAGACAGACAGACAGAGAGACAGGCAGACAGACAGACAAAGAGACAGAUAGAGAGGCAGGCAGACAGAGAGACAGACAGACAGACAGACAGAGAGACAGACAGACAGACAGAGAGACAGGCAGACAGACAGACAGAGAGACAGACAGACAGGCAGAGAGACAAACAGACAGACAGACAGAGAGACAGGCAGACAGGCAGACAGACAGAUAGAGAGACAGACAGACAGACAGACAAAGAGACAGAUAGAGAGGCAGGCAGACAGAGAGACAGGCAGACAGACAGACAGACAGAGAGACAGGCAGACAGGCAGACAGACAGACAGGCAGACAGAUAGAGAGACAGACAGGCAGGCAGGCCAAAAAGACACAGCAAUGGCGUCUUCAAAUUUCAGUGUUAAAAACCCCGAGUUACUAAACAGAUGCAAUAGAAAGAGUAACAAUGUGCUGAGGAAUGCACUGGUCUGGGGGUUGACUCGGCCCUCCUGUCUCCUCCCUCUGCGCAUUAAGGAAUUCGAUUCAGGAUUAAAGUUAGUCAGGCUUAGGGUUCGGGUUGAGCUCCAGGUAGGGACUGCGCUGUGUGCUGAACUAUAGAGUCCGGGAGCCAACAUGACAGACACAGAGACACAGUCGCAUUAUCUUCACUGCUCUGAAAGCUUUGGGAUUGGAGGGAACUGACCCCCUGACAUACCAAGAUUCUGGGGCUCACAACACCCCUAAAUUCUUACCCCUGACCUAUAACCACAGACCAGAGGCCACUGUGUCAUGAGGAUGAAUCAAAUCGAGUUUGAAUUAUCAGUGAUGAUUGGAUCCCCUGAACAUGUGUGUCCAGGGUGGUCCCGCCCCUUUUUCAAAACCGCUGUCCAAUCACGCACACCCUGUUCAUUCCGGCACUUUGCAUGGUUUUGCCCCACCCCUCAAUCUCCUUUUCAUUCCUAAUAAUAAUAAUAAUAAUAAUAAUAAUAAUAAUAAUAAAAAAAUAAUAAUAAUAAUAGUAAAUGGUCACACAAAAUAAAAAGAAGCGUAUACAUGCAAUAAAGCGAGUAGGAAACAACCUUAGAUGCUAAAUAUUAGUGAUAUUAUAUCUUAUAGCUGUGUAGCUCACACCAUGCCCGUGAAUUUGUAUUUAAAUGAAUGAAUGAAUGAAUCUGCACACGCUAGCUGCCUCUCCUUGACUCGCUUGAUCGCUGUGUUAGUUCCCAUAGUGUUAGUGUAACUAUCUUCCAGACUGCAUUGAGUUUCCAGGGAGCUAGCGGUCUAUAAUCAGGCAUGACUUCAAUACACCUCGAUACGCUCCGUCAGGAAUGAGCUGCAUCUCGGAUUAGAGACUAAAACUAGAAGAAACCAAGCUGGGGAUACAAGCGCUUCAGCUAGUGAGGGGCUUCCCACCCCACCCCCGCUCCUGGGGACCCCCUGAGGCUGCUGGUUUGCUCUUGAUUACUCAGCUAGACCCUUCAUUGAACUGAUGCUUAAUUAGAGCUAGUUUACAAGUUAGCUAUAACAUGUUAUUUAAGUAACUUGUACUCUGCAACUUUAGGAGCUGAGAACAAUUAAAAAUAUCUAAUUAAGCAGUUAAGUAAUUGAGAGUGCAGUUGGAAUGAAAACCAGCAGACACGUGUGAAAUAAAACCAGCCCCUAGAUGGCCAGGCCCCACUUUCUCAGGGGAAUCUGAACUCUUGAGCACCGCGUGCUCGUUUAUAAUAUUAAUCCUCAGUAUUUGUGCACCAGUAAUAAGCUCAGCUCUGCACACUAAGGUUCUGUGAAUACCGUGCAUCUUUACAGGCGCUUGCUACCCUGAAGCGAUCAGUCUUGGCACAGUGCUAUACAGCCUAUACAGUUAGAAGUGUUGCAGCUGUCUAUCGAGUAUGUAUCUAUAAGCCAGGGUCUGCUUAUCCUGUGUGGAUAACGACUGCGUAACUAAGCAGCCAGGAGCGAUGCCUGCACGCACCGCCUUCUCACAGAGCUUUAGCGCAGGAGCUGGUUAAACAAUGGGAGGGGGGGUCCGUUUACACGUAGUUUUCUAGACUGCUGUUAAAGAAACGGGACAACCCGCUGCGUGGAUCAGACGAUCCCACGUGAUGCAUGAAAGCACCGUUUUUCCCACCAGAUUCGCUUUUCUCGUUGCAGUGAUGCUGUGCGGGAGCGCCUGGUCCUCUGCUCCUGUAUUUGCGACAAGGAGCAGGGAGCAGCAACGCCGGCCUAACCCCACAACUCCCUCAUCCCCCGUCAUUUCUCCAUGUCUAUAGUAUGCAUUUACCAUAGUUUGCCUUGCUUUUUAAUAUGCCUUACUGUACCUCUCUGUGCUUUACAAUGCUUACCUAAGCUUUAUUACAUUGUUAUGCGUUUACAAUGGGGAACCUUAAUAUUAGCGAGAUACAGUCCUCUCUACACACUGCAUGUAGGACAUGCUGGUGUCUGUCUGUCUGCGUGUGUGUGUGUGUGCGUGUGUGUGUCUCUGUCUCAGUGUGUGUGUCUGUCUCAGUGUGUGUGUGUGUGUGUGUCAGUGUGGUGUGUGUGUCUGUCUCAGUGUGUGUGGUGUGUGUGUGUCAGUGUGUGUGUGUGUGUGGUGUGUGUCUCUGUCUCAGUGUCUGUGUGUCUGUGUGUGUGUGUCUCUGUCUCAGUGUGUGUGUGUCUCAGUGUGUGUGUGUGUGGUGUGUGUCUCUGUCUCAGUGUCUGUGUGUCUGUGUGUGUGUGUCUCUGUCUCAGUGUGUGUGUGUCUCAGUGUGUGUGUGUGUGGUGUGUGUCUCUGUCUCAGUGUCUGUGUGUCUGUGUGUGUGUGUCUCUGUCUCAGUGUGUCUGUGUGUCAGUGUGUGUGUGUUCCUUAAUUUACUCUGCACAUUCACACGUAUUGUUUACUGUCCCUUAAGUGAGUUGUCACUGAGGCGUGUGAAUAAAAAUACAUAUGUAUUCCCAGA
This is a messenger RNA of Acipenser ruthenus (sterlet), 3938 nucleotides long. RefSeq names its product cell cycle exit and neuronal differentiation protein 1-like. The record is from RefSeq and is a predicted model, not a curated record. NCBI's taxonomy places the organism in Eukaryota, Metazoa, Chordata, Actinopteri, Acipenseriformes, Acipenseridae. The coding region runs from base 316 to 681 and encodes 121 amino acids. The transcript has 2 exons. Gene Ontology annotation, biological process: cerebellum development; neuron differentiation.